CAGUUGUUAGUUGCAAUUGGAAUAAUGCAUGAAGCAGUGUGUUGUUUUCUUUGAGACAUCAUCAUACGACACAAUGUCAAACAAGCGACGCUAUGUUCCACUUACGCAAAACGACACCGUUUUCCGUAUACUCUGUUCCGCCGCAAAUUCCGAUGACCUACUCACCCUUGCUUCCGACGGAGUCAAGAUUUCAAUCGACGACUACGCCGGAGAUUCUUCCACCACCGACGACCGCAUCGUCGUUAUCACCGGCGCCGCCGCGGAACAACCUCACGAGGAAUCAGCUGCGAAACAUGCUUUGAUUAGGGUUUUUGAGAGAAUGGUGGAGAAGGGGGAAGAGAGUAGUAAGAGUUUGGGGUGUAGAUUGGUUGCUCCUAGCUAUCAGGUUGGAUGUGUUCUUGGAAGAGGUGGGAAGAUUGUUGAAAAAUUAAGGCAUGAAAGUGGGGCUCAAAUUAGGGUUUUGCCUAAAGAUCAAUCUCCUCUUCCUCCACCUGGUGAUGAGUUCAUUCAGAUAACAGGAAAUUUUAAUGCAGUAAAGAAAGCGCUUCUCUCAGUUUCGAGUUGUCUUCAAGAUAAUGCAGGCAAUUCUGGUACUUUUAAAUCAUCUGGCGGUGCUCAGGUUGAACCAUAUCCUCAACGGGGUCCCCAUCCUCCUGAUCAUCAUUCCAGAGGUUAUUCUUCUUUUCCAGGUUCUGAGAACGUUGGACCUGCUCAUAGAAUGUUUGUGGAAGAAGAUGUUGUCUUUAAGAUGUUGUGUCAGCAAGAUAAAGUUGGUAGUCUUAUCGGGAAAGGUGGUUCUGUGGUGCGGGCUUUACAAAAUGAAACUGGUGCAUCUAUACAAAUAGUCGAUGCUGGACCCGAUUCAGAUGAGCGUGUGGUUGUCAUAUCUGCGCUAGAGAGUUCUGAGCAAAAGCAUUCUCCUGCUCAAGAUGCUGUUAUUCGUGUUCAUUCUCGACUUACAGAGAUUGGAUUUGAGCCAAGUAAUGCAGUUGUUGCUAGACUCCUUGUGCGAUCGCCACAGGUAGGGUGCCUCUUGGGCAAGGGAGGUCAUGUUAUCUCAGAAAUGCGAAGAGCAACGGGCGCCAGUAUACGUAUCUUUUCGAAAGAACAGAUUAAGUACAUUUCUCACAACGAAGAAGUUGUACAGGUUAUUGGGACCUUACACUCUGUGCAAGAUGCUUUGUUUCACAUAACCGGUAGAAUUCGAGAAACUAUUUUCCCAAUAAAGACCCCUCCUCCAAAUUUUAGUGUGCCGCCAUUCCCAGAGACGCCCCCUCCUUUAUUUAGGCCAAGAAAUCACAUGAUGUCUUCUGGACCUCCGCCUCCUCCUCAUGUUGGCCCUCCUCAUGGGAUUGAUCAUCCACCUGGUCCUCCCAUACCUGUUGAUCAUCAACAUGCAUUUUCACAUGGUAUUGGUCGCGGUCCGCCAAACAUGGACCGAGUUCCGUAUCCUCGUGGUUAUGAAGGACCGCAUUCUCCAAGAUCAUGGAAUUCUCAGGCAGUUAACAGAGGAAAUCCAGGGACAACAGCUGAUACAUUUAAUUUGCCUUCAAGAAAUAGCACUCCUGGGAUGAAUGGAAACCAAUCACAGAAUCCAAAUAGCUCAACCUUUGAGAUCACCAUCCCUCAUAUGUAUUUGAUCCAUGUGUAUGGGGAGAACAACAGCAACCUGAAUCAAAUUCAACAGAUCUCUGGUGCAAACGUGGUUGUUCAUGAUCCAAAACCUGGUGCUACAGAAGGGCUGGUGAUUGUAUCUGGAACACAAGAGCAAACUCACUCUGCUCAGUGCCUAAUUCAAGGUUUUAUUCUAUGUGGAAUAACUACACCUUGAGUCUGCAGUUUUAGUGUCUAAACAAAAGGUCUUGUUGUAAUUGUUGUGUACUAUAUGAGAAGUUGAAGAUAUUUGUAUUUUGACAUUGUAUGAAUUGAACUUCUAGUUAACAUGUAUCACAAUGGUUGCCAUGUUUUUGUUUAUGA
Messenger RNA from Cicer arietinum (chickpea), 1977 nucleotides. Its product is annotated as KH domain-containing protein HEN4. Lineage: Eukaryota; Viridiplantae; Streptophyta; Magnoliopsida; Fabales; Fabaceae. The record is from RefSeq and is a predicted model, not a curated record. Gene Ontology annotation, molecular function: RNA binding.